AUGGAAGGAGCCGGGGCGCAGCCGGCACGGGGGGCGCUGCUGCUGCCCACCCCGGCCCCGGAGGUGCUGGAGCGGGUGCUGAGGGAGCUCCACGGCCCCUUGCCCUGCGCUGCCUCCAUCGCCCGCCUGCGGAAGGGGCCGGCCGGGGGGUACGAGCCGGCCGGGGGGGCCGGGGAUGCGCUGGAGCGGAGGCAGUUGGCCAAUGCCAAGGAGCGGCAGAGGAUCAAGAACAUCAACAGCGGCUUCUCCAGGCUCAAGGCCUUGGUGCCCCUGGUCCCCCGCGACCACAAGCCCAGCAAAGUGGACACCCUAAAGGCAGCCACCGAGUACAUCCGGCUGCUGCGGCUGGUGCUGGAGGAAACGGGGGGGCUCAAGGAUGCUGAUGCCAAUCAGGAUCUGGGUGAUGCUGCUGGGACCAGGCCUGGCACUGUCCCCCUGUAUCCAUGGGUUGCCCCUGUGCUGCCCCCCAACCCUGUGCUGCUACGGGAGAGUGGGGAGCUGAGACCCACGGGGGACCUGGUGUGACACCAAGUUUGAUGCUCCAGCACUUCCUUUGGGGGCUGCCUCCUGUCCCACGGCCGGAUCCAGCCCCACAUCCCAUUACACUGCCCCUCAACCUGCCUAUCCCCAACACGGGGGGGGGGGGGGCAUCACUCCUCAACCACGAUGGUGAGGCCAGAGCUGUAAUUAAUAGCUUUAUGUGAAUGUAAUUAGCAAUUAGCAGCUCUGC
Pezoporus flaviventris is the source of this 730-nucleotide messenger RNA. RefSeq names its product folliculogenesis specific bHLH transcription factor (gene FIGLA). Gene Ontology annotation, molecular function: DNA-binding transcription factor activity, RNA polymerase II-specific; protein dimerization activity; RNA polymerase II transcription regulatory region sequence-specific DNA binding. The record is from RefSeq and is a predicted model, not a curated record. NCBI's taxonomy places the organism in Eukaryota, Metazoa, Chordata, Aves, Psittaciformes, Psittacidae. The transcript is spliced from 4 exons. Bases 1 to 525 code for a protein of 174 amino acids. Gene Ontology annotation, biological process: developmental process; regulation of transcription by RNA polymerase II.